Arachis ipaensis is the source of this 4180-nucleotide messenger RNA. The record is from RefSeq and is a predicted model, not a curated record. Lineage: Eukaryota; Viridiplantae; Streptophyta; Magnoliopsida; Fabales; Fabaceae.
AAAUUCUUGUUCGUACACUGUAUUGUUUUGUAUUGAUUUGCAUAUUCGAUUUGUUCAAGGAGUGGUCAUUAAGAACGCUUAAUGCAUGGUGCAUGCGUUCCAAUUUUCAAUCCAAGAAGGCAAGAGCUGGCCAAGGGCCUUUCCCCAAUUCUUGUGUUGUUUACAUUUCAAUGUUUAGGCGACAUUCACAAAGUCAACCCAAUUGACUUGCUCAAAAGUAACCUGUCGCUAUUUUCAUUCAUUUGCAUUGUUUUUUACAUCUCUUGCUCUAAUCUAAAGCGCUAUCAUUUCUCCAUCACUGCUUGCUUCAUUGCCCAGUGAACCUCACAUCCGAUGGAAAGAAUCAGCACCAAACCACCUCGGCGAAUUUGCAAAUACGAUGUGUUCAUCAGUUUCAGAGGUGCCGACACCCGCAAUACCUUCGUUGAUCAUCUCUACAAUCACCUCAUCCGAAAAGGCAUCUUCACCUUCAAGGAUGACAAGACGCUGGAGCAAGGUCAACCCAUUUCAUCUCAGCUCAUGCAGGCAAUUAGGGAUUCACGGGUUUCCAUUGUUGUCUUCUCAAAGGAGUACCCCACCUCCACUUGGUGUUUAGACGAAAUGGCUGCUAUUGUUGACUGCCAGAGAGAGUUCAAUCAAGCUAUCUUGCCCGUUUUCUAUGAUGUGGAUCCUUCUCAUGUGCGCAAACAGAACGGUGUGUACCACGAUGCUUUUAUUUCCCAUUCACGGAGACAACAGCUAGCUAAGGUCCGUCGCUGGAAGAGUGCUAUGACGACUUUGGCAAAUUCUGUUGGUUGGGAUGUUAGAAAUAAGCCAGAGUUCAAAGAGGUUGAAAAUAUUGUUCAGAAAAUAGUGAAAACAUUGAAUCAUAAAUUCUCUGGGUUUGCUGAUGACUUGAUUGGGAUGCAACCUCGUGUGGAAGAAUUGGAAAAGCUUCUCAAGUUAAGAUCAGAAGAUGAUGGCUUUCGAGUUUUAGGAUUAUGGGGGAUGGGCGGUGUAGGAAAGACAACUCAUGCUACAGCCUUAUAUGAUAGAAUCUCUUAUCAAUUUGAUGCUUCUUGUUUUGUUGAGAAUGUGAGCAAACUUUACAAGGAUGGUGGUGCUAUGGCCAUACAAAAACAAAUUCUUCACGAAGCUUUGGAGGUAAAAAGAUUAGAUACUUACAGUCCUUCUGAGAUAUCUGGGAUUAUAAUAAAUAGGCUACACAGUAUAAAGAUCCUUGUUGUGUUGGACAAUGUUGAUCACCUAAAGCAAUUAGAAGAGUUGGCUAUCAAUCCUAAAUUACUUUGUGAAGGGAGUAGAAUGAUAAUAACCACCAGGGAUGAGCAUAUUUUAAAAGCGUAUGGAGCCGAUGAAGUUCACAAUGUUCCCCUGUUGAGUGAUAAAGAAGCUCAUGAGCUGUUUAGUAGAAAAGCCUUCAAGAGAGAGGGUCCAAGUAACAAUUGUGAGGAGCUGAUUCCUGAAGUACUUAAAUACGCUCAAAGACAUCCACUGACAAUUAGAGUGCUGGGUUCUUUCUUGUGUUCCCGCAAUGCUACCCAAUGGAAAGAUGCUUUGGAUAGAUUAAGGAAUAAUCUAGAAGACGAAAUUGCAAAUGUGCUUCGGAUAAGUUAUGAGGGGUUAAAAUUUGAGGAGAAAGAAAUAUUUCUGCACAUUGCUUGUUUUUUCAGAGGGGAGAGGGAGGAUUAUGUAAAGCGAAUACUAGAUUCUCUUGGAUUAUAUCCUCAUAUUGGAAUUUCAGUUAUUGCGGAGAAAUCACUCAUAACCAUUAGAAACCAAGAAAUUCAUAUGCACGAAAUGCUGCAAGAGUUGGGAAAGAAAAUUGUUCGGGAGAAAUAUCCUCAAGAACCUGGAUCAUGGAGUAGAUUAUGGAGUUACAAGGAUUUCCAUCAUGUCUUGAUGUCAGAAACGGGAACAAAUGAGAUUAAAGCCGUAGUGGUUGAUAUAAAAGAGGAUAUCAGCGAUUGCAAUCAGAUGGUUGAAGGGUUGUCCAAAAUGAAGGAUCUCAAGCUGCUCAUUGUACAUCAAAAGAACUACCAUUCAGAAAGUAGACUCAAAUCUCUUUCUAGUUGUAUUUUGCAUUAUCUUUCAUCGCAUGGUUACCCUUUCCCUUCUUUGCCAUCACUGUUUCACCCUUCAGAAAGUAAACUCAAAUGUCUUUCUAGUUGUCUGAAGUAUCUUUCAUGGCAUGGUUACCCUUUUCCUUCUUUGCCAUCAGUGUUUCACCCUUCAGAAAGUCUCGUUGAAAUGAAUUUGUCUGGUAGCAGUAUCCAAAGCCUAUGGGAAGGCCGCAAGACAUUUUUUCGCCUGACAAUAUUAGAUUUGAGCAACUCGAAAAAGCUUAUGGAAACGCCAAAUUUUGAAUGGUGCACAAGUCUUAAGCGAUUAAAUUUUUCAGGAUGCACAAACCUACAACAUGUUCACCCUUCAAUUGGCCUUCUUGCACGACUUGUCUACUUGAAUUUGCGGGAUUGUAGUAGUUUGGUUACCCUCUACUUUGGCGGUGAUGAAUGCAAGUUAAGUUCUCUCAUAGUUCUACAUCUCUCAGGCUGUACAAAAUUGAAAACUACGCCAGAUUUUUCAGGGCUCUUAAAUCUAGAAUAUCUUGAUCUUGAACAAUGUACAAGUUUGGCUAAAUUGCAUGAAUCUCUCUGGGCCCUUGGAAAACUUAGAUCUUUGAGUUUGAGAAGUUGUCUAGGGCUGAAGGAGGGACCCAAUGAUAUCAGUUGGAUGACAUCUCUUCAAACUCUAGAUUUUCAGGGGUGCUCAAACCUUUGGAAACUUCAGUUUAUUUUGAACAAAUAUGAAAGAUCCAAACUUCAUCAAACUCUUGGCAGGUCCAUCAUUUCUCCUCGGAUUUCGAAAGCUUUGACAUUUUUAGAUCUUGGCUUUUGCAAUCUAGGGAAAGUCCCUGUUGAUAUCGGAGAAUUAAAGGGGUUAGAAAGACUGAAUUUACAGGGUAACAAAUUCAAUAGUUUACCCAGUACCAUUGAGAGUCUUUCCAGCCUAGCAUAUUUGAACUUGGAGCAUUGCUUUAAUCUUUCUUCAUUGCCUACACUCCCAUUUGUCGAUAACUCAUCAGGAGGACGAUAUUUUAAAACAAUAUCUGGAUCAAGGAAUCAGGGUUCAGGACUAUAUAUGCUUUAUUCUCCCAUAGUUGAUAUACAGUGUUGUCUAAAUUGGGCAUUUGUCUGGCUAACAAGAUUAAUUAAGCAACCUUGUCAUUUCAGGUGUGGCUUUGACAUUGUUAUACCCGAGAGUAGUUUUCCAUGGUGGUUCAAUCGUUUAUUUGUGGGUGGAUUAACAAUAAGGAUAGUGGACUCUAAUAAUAUAGAUGACAAUUGGAUAGGCUUUACCUUUUGUGUAGCAUUUUGUGUAACCGAUCCUUCAGCGAUUACUGGUUCUUCUCAUAACCGGUUGUCCACAUCAUUGGCGAGUCCAUUUUAUCUUUCUUUUGAAAGUGAACAGGCAGAAGAAACCUUCUGUAUGCCAUGUCGUUUAGACUUCAAAGGUGGGUCCCAACCUCCUAAGACCCAAAACUUAGAACAUGUCUGGAUUAUCUAUAUUUCUCGGCCACACUGCCAUUUUGUGAAAACAGGAGCCAAUAUCACAUUUAAAGCCUGCCCAGGCAUUGAGAUGAGGAAAUGGGGACUGCGCAUGGUAUUCAAGCAAGAUAUAGAAAUAAUUCAAAGAAAAUCACAAUAUCAGCUGGAAUCCUCCAUGUUUGUGUAUCCGUCUGAAAUCCUACUUCAAGAUCAUGGGUUGGUUAUUGAGGAAGUGCCUGAAAGCAACAACAGUAGCAUUGGGCCUAAAAUCCAGCUUCCUUACAAUUGGUAUGUAACUGAUGAGGAGGAAAAGGAGAAUCUAGAAGCCAAAAGCAAAGAAAUUAAUCUCGCAAAUAUUGGCCUUUAAGUGAGGCCAACCAGACACACUUUACAGAACCAUCUUCCUUGAGCACAUAUGAAGAUUGAAGAAGCAAAACAUAGCGGGAACAAUGGAAACUCUGUUGUUUUAUUAUAAAUUUGAUGAGUCGUUCUUCGUAUUACUGUUAGGUUUGUGGCUAACCCUAGCUAGUCCAAUCAUAAAAAAAAUUGUAUGAGAAGUUGAGAACUCUGAAAACUUGAGUGUUCUUCUUAUUGUAUAUUUUGAUUGUGAAAAUUACCGAUUUGUUAUUAACUUA